AUGGCAGAUCAAGAAAAUGAUUCAGAUCUCGACAUUUCAGGGCGUCCAAAAUGCUUCACCAGCACAUUCCAAGAAGUUCUCUUCGUCCUAACUGCCACAAUGGCUAUCGGCCAGCAGUCAUUCUUCCAGGGCUGUAUCGUGGGAGUAACAGCAUCUAUCGGCAAGGAUUUACAUAUGAAUGCUGCUGAAAUAACCUGGAUCAAUGCCGGUGCUUCCCUCACAAGCGGUGCCUUCCUACUCACAUUCGGGAAGCUAGCCGACAUGUUCGGACGCAAGAUCCUAUUCAUCAUCGGCAUGGCUGGUUUCACCUUCUCACUACUCAUCGCGGGUUUCGCAACGAAUGCCAUUUACAUGGAUGUCUUCUCGGGCAUUUUAGGGUUAUUCGCGGCGGCUGUUGUCCCACCCGCAGUCGGUGCGCUGGGCGCUACUUACGAGAAGCCCUCAAAACGCAAGAACCUUGCCUUUGCCUGCUUCAGCGCAGGAAACCCGCUUGGCUUUGUCGGUGGCAUGAUCAUCUCCGGUGUCGCAGCGCAUUUGUAUAAUUGGCGGGCUUCUUUCUGGGCUCUCGCUGUUGUCUAUGCUAUCUUUACCGUUUUGACCGUGUGGACGGUGCCGGCUGAUGGGUUUGAUAGGACGCCUUUGAGCAUUAAUGCCCUGAAACAGUUUGAUAUUCUCGGCACGGUGUUGGUUAUUGUUGGGUUUGCGUUCUUUUCGAGUUCGCUUUCUCUGGCUGCAGAUGCCCCAGAUGGCUGGAAGACGGGAUACGUCCUUGGUCUGUUUAUCGUGGGCUUCUUCCUUCUUAUGGCGUUUCUGUAUUGGCAGUCCGUUGCCACACACCCUCUGAUGCCUCUUUGGGUUUGGCGAGAUCGUAAUUUCUCUCUGCUCAUUGGAACUUGCUGCAUUGGCUUUAUGGGCUUCUCCGCUGUCAGCUUCUUCCUCUCCCUCUACCUUCAAAACCUGAAACAUUUGUCCGCCCUUGAGAUCACUGUUCAGUUACUCCCAAUGGUUAUCAGCGGGGUGUUGGUCAAUGUCGUCUGCGGUCUGGUCCUGCACCGCGUUAGCAACACAAUACUAACCGGCAUCGGAGCACUGGCAUAUACAGCCUCGUUCCUUAUCCUGAGCUUCAUGACGCAAGAAGCUACCUACUGGGCAUUUAUCUUCCCAGCGCUGGUUCUUGUCGUUGUUGGCGCUGACAUUCAAUUCAACGUCACAAAUAUGUACGUGAUGUCGACCCUCCCACCAUCUCAGCAAUCCAUCGCCGGUGGCAUCUUCAACACCGUCAACAAGCUGUGUAGCAAUCUAGGCCUUGGCAUUGCUACUUCUGUGCAAAGCUCAGUCGCCCUUCACAUGACCCCCUCCACGCCUGCAAUUCGGCCUUACCUCUCGGUUUAUUGGUUUGCCGCUGCGGCUUCGGGGGUGUCUCUGGUCUUGAUACCAUUCUUGACAAUUGGUAAACAGGGAAACGAUGUUCCACAAAACGCCCGGUUGGUUUCCGAGGAGGCUGGUGAGAAGACAAAUGUUACUGCCAAUACGGAUUGUAUGGUUUCUUCUGCUGUUGAUAUCGUCGAGCACGAGAAGAGGUAA
Penicillium griseofulvum is the source of this 1584-nucleotide messenger RNA. RefSeq names its product Major facilitator superfamily domain, general substrate transporter. NCBI's taxonomy places the organism in Eukaryota, Fungi, Ascomycota, Eurotiomycetes, Eurotiales, Aspergillaceae. Gene Ontology annotation, molecular function: transmembrane transporter activity. Bases 1 to 1584 code for a protein of 527 amino acids. The transcript has 5 exons. Gene Ontology annotation, biological process: transmembrane transport. Gene Ontology annotation, cellular component: membrane. The record is from RefSeq and is a predicted model, not a curated record.